Messenger RNA from Pocillopora meandrina, 541 nucleotides. Lineage: Eukaryota; Metazoa; Cnidaria; Anthozoa; Scleractinia; Pocilloporidae. The record is from the annotation of a GenBank genome assembly.
AUGGUGUUUCCAGACCACUACUUCUUUGCUGAAAGACGACUGGUAAACCAUACUAUCGAAACAAGAAAAGUCAAGAACUUUGAUGAUUGUGAGCUUUGGUGCUACCUGAACGACAACUGUGUCAGUCUUAACUUCAAAAAAGAUCCAGAGAAUACGGACCUGGUUCACCUCUGUGAAUUAAAUAACGCCACGCACCUGAAAUAUGACAAUAAGUUGACAAAUAAUGUCAAUUUUUAUUAUCGUGGCUCGAAGGUGAGCUACGAAUCGAUUUAAAAAAAUUGUCGCCUUGGAAUAAUAUAAAAACAGUGAUUAAUGCUUAUGCAAAUUUUCGUGCUUUCGAUCAUUCGGUUUUGAGUUUCUUCUUUAAUUCAAUUCGGCCAUCUUUCUUUCGUUAUUUCAUUUAAUCUAUUUAUUUUUCCUUCUUUAGAACGCUUGUGACAAGAGUUCCCUCUGCGAAAAUAACGCAACUUGCCAGUCUGGAUUUACACUCAAGGGAUAUCGAUGCUUAUGUCCUCCCGGAUACGAAGGAGAACGUUAUGAA